Syngnathus typhle (broad-nosed pipefish) is the source of this 2365-nucleotide messenger RNA. RefSeq names its product phosphate cytidylyltransferase 1B, choline b (gene pcyt1bb). Gene Ontology annotation, biological process: CDP-choline pathway. Gene Ontology annotation, molecular function: phosphatidylcholine binding; choline-phosphate cytidylyltransferase activity. NCBI's taxonomy places the organism in Eukaryota, Metazoa, Chordata, Actinopteri, Syngnathiformes, Syngnathidae. The transcript has 9 exons. The coding region runs from base 848 to 1894 and encodes 348 amino acids. The record is from RefSeq and is a predicted model, not a curated record.
UUGUGCUCGCAGGUGAAGCAUUCUUGUCAACCUAGUCCUGGUAUGUGAGCUAUUUCUGUACAUUCAUUUACAUGCUAAGUUUCACUUAUCAUUGCAAAUUCAUUCUCAUGACACAAUAUAAUCUAUAUGAUGGACGAGUUUAACCCUAUGAAUUGAUUUGCGAAAAUACAUUUCUUAUUGAAAUGCACCUGCAUAAACUGCAUAUAAAAAGUCACACGUUUAAUUCAGGGAAAAAAAAAUCUCAGAUGGGUUUGGGAGAUUUUGAUAUGAUGAGAUGAACCUUUUUGGCAAAAAUUCCAAGAGGUGCUAUAUGUGUGCACUGCUCAACAAGAUAAAAAAAACACACCCACACACACACACACAACAUGUAUUGUUUGACCCAUAAAUAGUUUAGUAAACUUUACUUCUUUUUUGUCAAGGAUUGACAACGCAUAACAACGUGACAAGUAUUACACUGUCAAACAUUUACAAGCAAUAAAAUCAAAACUACCCUUUAAAAAUUAUAAACCAUUCCAACGAUAUCCAACUCUACUGUCCAAAGAGUAAUUACAUAAGAAUGCAUGACGUGUGCUUGGUUCCAAAGACUGUGCAGCUGCUCACAGUUUGCAUUUUUCUUGCUCUGUCACACAUCAAAAUGCGAAAUACAUUCUGAUGAAUUGCUCACAAGAAUACUUUUUAAUUGUAAUUCUUUAUUACAGUCUUGCGCUGUCUACAUGGAGAUAUGGGGAGUCGACCGGACGUCAGUAAUGACAAGAACACCGGCUUGAACUUUGCUCACUACAUUGUAUCGUCAUCAGGGUCCGGCUGGGGCCAGGGAACGGUCCGCAUACUUGGAGCCAAAUAGAGAAUGGCAGGAAGGAGACGUAACAGAGGCGGCAACAACCAGCAACAGGCCCCGCAGAGACGAAGAGGAGCCUCAGGCCGGGCUUUGCGGGAGCCGGCUGUAUUUGCCAAGUCGACUGGUUGUGACUCAGACGUCCCCCAUGAAAAGUUAACCAUCGCUCAGGCGAAGAGGGGCACACCAGCUAAUAGGCCCGUACGGGUGUACGCUGAUGGUAUAUUUGAUCUUUUCCAUUCUGGACACGCCCGUGCGCUGAUGCAGGCCAAAAAUGUGUUUCCUAACACACACCUGAUUGUGGGAGUGUGCAGUGAUGAGCUGACACACAAAUUUAAGGGCUACACGGUGAUGACCGAGGACGAGCGUUACGACGCAUUAAGGCACUGUCGCUACGUCGACGAAGUGGUGCGAGAUGCUCCCUGGACCCUCAGCACGGAGUUCCUGAUGAAACACAAGAUCGAUUUUGUGGCCCAUGAUGACAUCCCUUACACCUCUGCUGGAUCAGAGGAUGUUUAUAAGCACAUCAAGGCUGCAGGAAUGUUUGUGGCCACCCAGAGGACAGAGGGCAUCUCAACGUCCGACCUGAUCACUCGCAUCGUGCGUGACUACGACAUCUACGUACGACGGAACCUGCAGAGAGGCUACACGGCCCGAGAGCUCAACGUUGGAUUCAUUAACGAGAAGAAAUAUCGCCUUCAGAACCAGGUGGAUAAGAUGAAAGAGACCGUCCGUACAGUUGAGGAGAAGUCCAAACAUUUUGUGUACCGAGUGGAGGAGAAGAGCCACGACCUCAUCCAUAAGUGGGAAGAGAAGUCACGGGAAUUCAUUGGCAACUUUCUGGAGCUUUUUGGACCAGAUGGCGCUUGGCAUGCUAUUCAGGAGCACAGCGGACGAAUGCUCCAGGCCUUGUCGCCUUACUCGUCCCCUCGUGGCUCCCCCAGCAGCAGUCCUACCAGAAUGCGUUCACGCUCUCCUGACUCCUCCCCAUCCUCGUCUAGAACUUCUCCCGCCUCCACAUCACCUACUGCCUCUCCAUCCACUCGCCGCCGUACCUGAAAUGGGAACACUUCUUCGUCAAGGCUACCUCUAUAUUUGGAAAAUAAUUUCCCAACGUUGGGUCUGUCUUUAAAUAUGAUUCUAAAUAUAGUUGAGGCGUUCAAAUUGACUUAAUUCAAUCUUGGCAUCAAAAUAAUGUAUUGUUGGUUUAUUUGAAUACAAGUGCAAGACAUUCAUAGUCAUGUUGUUUCCUCCACAAAGCAAAAGUGAUUAUUUUAUUUUGAAAUACAGUUUAAUUUGAAAUUUUGGUUAUGAAUUGAAAGAAACUCAAAUUAUGAAAUGAAAUGAUAUUUAAACAUUAUGCAGUUUACGUUCACAUCUACUGUAUUGUACAGUAAUUUCCCUGUAUGGAUAGCAACAAUUUAUGUUUUUAAUUGUAGGUACAUAAUGCAGUCAAUAUGUUUUUUUUAACGAAUUGGUGAAUAAAUAAAUAAAGAAAACUAGAAAUAUAUAGUUACAGGAAAGCGAGAA